UGUUGUCCCGUACCUAUAGAACGCAUGAGAAAUAUCUACAGUCCGAUUGAAUAGACAACCGUUCCCACAAUGAUGAACAGUAGUGGGAGCAGGUUUAGAGCAAGGUUAAAAUGUUUCAAAUAAAUCGUCACUUGGUUCGUGACCGUCUAAGAAUCUCAACCGGCAUUGUUGUUGUAGUUGGCAGUCAGUACGAUCGCCGCAACUAAACGAACCAUAAUUAAUCCUAACUUAACAUGAGGUGGUUAUAUAUUAUAUACAUUUCAUUCCUGAGCGCUGUACUCUGUGAUCCAGUGGUAAGAAUCUCGAAAGGUUCUAUAAGAGGACGGACUUCAAAAUCAAGAAAUGGUCGGGAUUUCUAUUCCUUUACUAGUAUACCAUAUGCGAAGCCACCAGUUGACGAACUUAGGUUUAAGCCUCCACAACCAGUAGACUCGUGGGAUGGCAUUUUGGAUGCUACAAAAGAACCGAAUAUAUGUAUUCAAAAUAAUCAUUUCAUCUUUUUAGUCAAAGAUGUUAUAGAAGGAGAGGAAGACUGUCUAUAUUUGAAUGUUCACUCACCGAAUUUGAAUGGAAAACUGCCAGUUAUGUUUUGGAUUCACGGUGGAGGAUUUCUCGCUGGCCACAGUAGGUCUGAACUGUAUGGACCUGAUUAUUUUAUGGACAAAGAUGUCGUUUUCAUAUCUUUCAAUUACAGACUCGGUUUAUUUGGAUUUAUCAGUACUGAAGAUGACGUUAUACCAGGUAACUACGGAAUGAAAGAUCAAGUCAUGGCAUUACGCUGGGUCCAAGAAAACAUCGCUAAGUUUGGUGGUGACCCUGGACAGGUUACAGUGUUCGGUGAAAGUGCAGGAGGUGUCAGCACAGGAUAUCAUUUAUUGUCUCCGAUGAGCAAAGGUCUCUUUCAUAAAGCUAUACUCCAGAGUGGUUCACCUUUGUGUACCUGGGCUGUAGCACCACCUGGGUUAAUUCGUAAACGAACUGAAGCAGUUGCAACUCUUUCUGGAUGUCAAGCUGAUACUUCCUCAGAAAUAUUAGACUGCUUACAGAAACUUCCCGCUACUAAUCUGGUUAAAACUCAGUGUAAAUUUUUCGAGUGGAUAAAUCAUCCAAGCGUAAUGUUUCCUCCGGUUAUUGAAUCGUGUGAUUCAAAAGAGGAGGCGUUUGUAUGUAAAAAUCCAAUUACUGAUUUCAAACAAGAAUCAAUAGUGCCUACUGUGAUUGGUUUUAAUUCAGGCGAAGGAGGCAUAUUUGUAGCAGAAUUGUUUAAUGAAACAUCUUUGAGAUAUCCGGAAAUUAACACGGAUCCCGGUCGUCUGUUGUCUUAUCUGAUAAUGUACCAGCAUCUGGUACAACCCAAGUAUUUGGAGGACAUAAAAGAUAAGGUUAUGAAAAAAUAUUUCCCGUCAGGAAAAAUGGAAGAUCACUCGCAUUUGGAUGCAGUUAAUAUGAUCAGCGAAGGCGUUUUUGUUGCGGGUUCCAUGACCAUGGCUUUAAAAUUAUCUUCACCGGUCUAUUUUUAUUUGUUUGAUUACGAACAAGAGUUUUCAUUUAAUAAAGUAUACGGUCAGUGUCAGAAGCAUCUGGGAGUUAGCCACGGUGAUGAAAUGAUCAGUUUGUUCCCGUUGAAGUCAUUAAUUCCCAAAGAAUUAAACGAAAAUGAUAGUAAAGUUUCAAAACUCAUGGUUGAUAUUUGGGUAAAAUUCGCCUCAUCUAGGACACCAACUGUGGAUGGAACAGACAAUGGAUUAGCUUGGCCAGUAUUUACUACAGUUGAAGAUUCAUCUUUAUUGCACAUAGAUUCAGCUCAACCAUCAGUUAUAAAAAAUCCAUACGAGGAUAAAUUCAAAUUUUGGAGUGGAUUACCUUUAACCUCUCGUUUAAACAUAUCUAUCCCAUCUAUCUCAACAACAAAAUCUUAUGUCAAAAGUGAAUUUUAGUGUUAAAUUUUUAUUACAGGCCUAAUAUGCAUAAUUUGAUGACAAAACGGAAUGUUAAAAGUAUAGGAUUAUAAUUUAAAAUAAUUUAUGUAGAUAUUUUUAUUGUAUAAUUGAUUACUCGAUUUGAGAGGAAUGGUUUUAAA
Molecule: messenger RNA, 2080 nt
Organism: Sipha flava (yellow sugarcane aphid)
Lineage: Eukaryota; Metazoa; Arthropoda; Insecta; Hemiptera; Aphididae
Product: esterase E4-like
Exons: 9
Coding region: 234-1937 (567 amino acids)
Source: RefSeq, a predicted model, not a curated record